CAAAUCUAUUACAUUUAUUGAGGUCCAUGUAUAGAUAGUGUGAAGUACAAUGGAUUUCCAGAACAGAGUAGGGAGCAAGACAGGAGGGGGAGGGGUAGCCUCCUUCUCCGAGUCUAACAGAGACCGGAGAGAGAGACUCAGACAGCUGGCUCUUGAAACUAUCGAUCUUAACAAGGAUCCCUACUUCAUGAAGAACCAUCUGGGUAGUUACGAGUGUAAACUAUGUCUGACUCUUCAUAAUAACGAGGGAUCCUACCUGGCUCAUACUCAGGGAAAGAAACAUCAGCAGAAUCUAGCUCGGAGAGCAGCUAAGGAAGCGUUAGAAAAGGAGCAGAACAACCAGAGCAUGUUACCAGCUCCAGCUAAAGCUAGGGUCAAAGUUAAAACCUUCAUUAAGAUCGGGCGACCAGGUUACAAAGUCACGAAACAAAAGGACACCAAGACUGAUCAGCACAGUCUCCUUUUCCAGAUUGAUUACCCAGAGAUCGUAUCGGAAGUGGUCCCCAAACAUCGUUUCAUGUCCGCGUACGAACAGCGUAUUGAACCUCCAGAUAAGAAGUGGCAGUAUCUCCUUUUCGCUGCUGAACCUUACGAGACUAUUGCUUUCAAGAUACCCUCCAGAGAGGUUGACAAGGGAGAGAAGAAAAUGUGGACACAGUGGAAUCCACAGACAAAACAGUUCUUCCUCCAGUUCUACUUCAAGGAGAACAUCAAGGAAGCUAGGUUGGCACUGAAAGCAGAGCAGAACAGAUCCAAGUCACGAGGAGGGAAAGCAGACAAACCACCUCCAGGACCUCCAGGGGUGCCACCAGGCAUGCCUCCGAGAGGACCACCUCGAGCACCACCACCCGGACCACCAGGUGCACCGCCUCCAGGACCUCCGUCCGGUGGACCUCCUCCUCGACCUCCAGGCUUCCCUGGUCCUCCUAUGAACAGACCUCCACCUCCCGGCAUGCAAGGUAUGAGACCCCCCGGUGGUAUGCCUCCAGGAGUAAGACCGCCUGGUGUCAGACCCCCACACUUUAGCGGACCAAUGCAUUCUAACAACCAACCUGGACCACCUGGCCUAACAGCCCCACCAGUCAGGCCUCCUAACAUGGGCCCUGGUCCUCCUGGUAACAUGGACGUGAACAUGGCCCCUCCUGGAUGAGACCUAACUUCAUGGGCCCUCCUGGUAUUAGGGGCCCUCCUCCUGGAAUGAGACCUCCAGCUAGCAGCGGACCUCCCGGUAUCUCCAACCCUCCAGGGGUUCCUGGUCCUGAUAACGAAGAUAGUCCAGGAAGUGUCCCUCUGCCCGGGAUGCAACGUCAACCUAACCAGAUGGCAGAGUUUCCAACUCGUAGAGGUGCUCACCAUGACAACCAGGAGUUCAACACCGAGGACUACUAGUUUACAAGUCAGAGUGGAGGGACCUAGCGGGGUGGGCCCCCUACAACCUCCCCCUCAACACCUCCUCCAACCAGGCCGCUAAACUUUACGACGCUGCCCUGGACCAGCUCGCUUACUACUACAAUGACCCUGUGUUAGAUGGCGUGGGAGAGACUAUGGUGAGGAUGCUUGCGGAGGAUCCGAGUUUUGUGGCGGGAAACCUGCUGAAACACAGCAUGGAGUUGUUUGGGAGUAACAGUGACCCAGCUAGGGUUAGGUUUGAUGAGUAUUGUGGGACACUAGAUAUGGCGGGGCUGAAUCAUUGGGAAACAGAACAUAUUGCUGCUGUUAGGUGUUUUUACAAAGAGGAUCUGAUCGGAGCUAUGGAGAAAUACUCUGCUAUUUCCCGUCAAUACCCCUACGAUCUACACAGCUUUAAUUUCGGGUAUGUCCUGGGUUUGAUAAACGGUAAAACCUCCUACCUCAGAGACGUACCACUUGGCGUGGUAGAACGAUACAAACCCCACAUGCCCCAUUAUGGGCUAGUGCAUGGUAAACUGUGUUUUGGGCACGCUGAGAUGGGUGAGUAUGAGGAGGCUAAGCGGUGUGGGGAUAUCGCUCUGGAGGCAUUUCCUCUUGAUUCGUGGGCUGUACAUGCUAUGGCGCACACUUACGAGAAUCAGUCGAAACCGAAAGAGGUUGUGAAAAUGUUGGAUGAGACUUCCAAACAUUGGACUCGAGGAGUUUGUUUCAGUCAGCACAUUCACUGGCACCAAGCCAAUGCCCAUACCCAACUGGGUGAGUAUGAAGCUGCCCUCACUAUCUACGAUACGCACGUGGGACACUGUGCUAGGGGAGGCGAUGUGUUCCCUCUGUCUGACGCUAGUUCUCUGCUAAUGAGGUUAAAGGUAGACGGUCAAAAGACGGGUGGGAGAGAGGAAAUACUGGCUGAUCUGUGGUCACAACACAACGAUGAGUUCACCUCUUUGUUCUACGACGGACACUCCGCUAUCGCAGCCGCAAUGGUGGGUGACACCUCCAGUCUGGAUACCUUACUGGAGAAUAUGAGGGAGUUUGUAGCGGGAGAUAGAAGUGGAUGGAACAAGGUUGUAACCUCUACACACGGAGUAGAGCUGGUGGAGGGGAUCAGACUGAUGAGUGGUGGAGACUACACUGCUGCUACAGAUAAACUCCUGCUCUGUGUUCCUGGUGUUAUCAAGAUGAUGCACGGGUCUAAAGCACAGAAGAGCAUCUUCUCUAUAGUGCUGAUGCACUGUGCACUGUUAUCAGGGACGACUGAGCACCUGUGCGCGGCGGAGCAGCAUAUGAAGGAGCUGAUGGCAUGGAACAAAGUGUCGACUUUGCCGCCGUUACAGCAGAGGCUCUGGGAUAAGAUUCAGCUGCAGCAUUCAAAACAUUGAGUUUAAGUCUGGUUAUCUGCCUGUUGGGUUAUACUCCUGAUAAAGGCACUAUUGGAAUUAGUUCUGUAAUCUUGGGUAGAAUUUUUCUGAUUUGUUGCGUUAUUUUUUUAUGCAUAUAUAAUAAAUAUAUAUGCUUUUAUGAUGAGCAUUAGUUUUCAUGUAAGGAGUUGAGAUUAACUUCUUACAAACUUUAAAUUGCUGUAAAAUGCUGAUUAAAGCUUUUUCACCUAUAAUAUUAAAUGUAUGAUAUUUUAUUUCGAUUGAUUUUUAGACUGUUUAUUUGAUUUUCAAUCAUAUUUAUGAUUAAAUGGAAUCCUAAUGUUUGCAUGCAAUAUUUUAUAAAUGAGUAAUAGUAGGUUGAUUUGCAGAAUUAAUGUACAUACUAACUAUUCGUUAUUAGUUAUUCAAUUUUUAAAA
Molecule: messenger RNA, 3206 nt
Organism: Bolinopsis microptera
Lineage: Eukaryota; Metazoa; Ctenophora; Tentaculata; Lobata; Bolinopsidae
Product: splicing factor 3A subunit 2-like
Exons: 10
Coding region: 50-1150 (366 amino acids)
Biological process (GO): spliceosomal complex assembly
Cellular component (GO): U2-type prespliceosome; nucleus; U2 snRNP
Molecular function (GO): nucleic acid binding; zinc ion binding
Source: RefSeq, a predicted model, not a curated record